AUGUUUGGACGACAAACAUUUUUAGAAUCUGUAGAUAAUCAAUAUAAUGAAAGACGUAACGAAUAUAUUCGGCAAUUUUCCGCAAACCAAAGGCAGAAUGUACCAUUUAAUUCACUAGUGAAUAUACCAUCUUUAAGAAAUGAUGGAUUGAUGUUUGAUUUAAAUUUCAUUCUUCUGGAAGAUGAUCAUGGUCAACCAAAUAAUUUAUAUUUACGAACUAAUCCUGGGAACAUACCUAAUCGAUAUUUAUUGGAAUAUAUAAGGCAAAUGAAAGAAAGAUACCUAAUCAUGGAAAGAGAAUUAACAAGAACAAAAAUGUUGAUUCCUGUAAUUAUGCGUAACAUCAAUACCAUACAUCAAUCGUCGCAAACAGAUGUAAAUUGGAAACAAUGUUCCCUUACAAAAUAUGGACAUCUUUUUGAAACCUCUUCAAAAAAUCAAUAUAAAAGAAAUCAAGAGCAAAAUAAGAUUUUAUCAAGAAGAAAACAUAUGAAAAAAAAUAAAGAUUCAAUUAGCAAGAUUUUAGGUGAUCCAGACUGUAUGAAAUACAAAAAUUCGUCACAGAAUCAACAGAAUGAUAUUUACCCUAUAAAAGAGCCUGAUAGUAACACGUUUCAACGACAAAUAUUAACUGGCAAUUCAACUGCAGUUUGUUCGAUGCACAAUAUUGCUGUGAUUCUCCCACAGGAUUCAACUCAAUUGACCAAUUCAUUGAAAUACAAACAAAUUAAUUCUAAAGUGAAUAACAAAAUCCAUAAGCCUGAUUCUGAUGACUCGAAAAUUAUUUUUGGUAAACCGAGAAAACAUUUUGGUGGCUUCGAAACACAGAAGACGUCGAUGGAAGCAUGCCAAAGCUUCGACAAGAAACAUGAACCGGAAACGUCGUACUACACUAACUUCGAUGUCAAACAUGAAGAUCAUACGCAGACUGAACCUACUGUAUAUGCUCCAGAAUUUCGACCAGUAAUGGGAUCAAAGUUUAAUAGCGAUAUUUCCGAUCAAUCUACAUUCUACUGUCAACAACAGAAUAUUCCUGCCAGAGAAAAAUGCAUGUUUAAAAGAAACAAAUUUUUCGAAAAUACAGAUGCGCAUCGAAAAGAUAAUUUCGAUGUUCGUCAAAUACCUCAAAGUAAUCGCAAUUACUGGAACAACCACGCGAAGAAGUUAUCCUGUGAAAGAACGUGUUAUAUAAACGAUUCCUCGAGACAAUUCACGCGCACAGUACAGAAACAGAAGAAAGAACUACAUAAAAAAAUUCCAACUCCACGUAGUAAUGUUCAUACGGCUUACACACCUAUUAUGCAACCUCUCACGUGGAAUUCUAUGUUGGAUCCCAAUGGUUUUACCAUUCAAUUAUUAAGACUUGCAGUAUUACUUUACGCUCCGGCAUUGAUGCCGGCAUUAAAUUCAUUGAUUGCACGACAAAGUAUUCAAACGACAAUUCCAAUACUUUGCUCCGAAGGUUCAAAUGAUUUGUUGACGCAAAUUUUUGCAAUUCUGAGCAGUCAGCAAUGUGUUCCAAAUCUACAAUACACAGCAAGUCCUCCAAUCGAUGAAAAUUCUGGGCAAUUUCGAGACUCGAAUUCACAUAAUUUAUCAUCGCAAUCAAACUCGCUUUCUGAAAAUCUUUCGAAGCAACAGCAAGAUGAUGCUUGCAGUACGAAAACUUUCGAGAACAAUCAGUUUGAAAAAAAUUCAAUCGCUGUUAAUACUUCUUUAAAAACAUGUAACUGUAAUAAUAUGAAACAAUCGUUUUCGCAUUGUAGCAAAAAUACUUUGCACGACCAGGUAGAAGAAAAUGAAAGGUUGAUGUAUUCGUGGACAAACAAAACAUCAAAAUCCUCAGAAACAGUAGUGUUAGAAAAAUCAGUGUUACAAUGCGAACAGAAGGAGAAAAAUUCGGGAAAAGACUCAGAAGAUUCUGAACUCUCUCAAACUUUAUUGGUGCAAAAAAACACUGACGUUUGGGAUGCUCAAAAUUGGGACAAACGAUUGAAUUCUAAAAACGAUUGA
Messenger RNA from Frieseomelitta varia, 2013 nucleotides. RefSeq lists its product as uncharacterized. The record is from RefSeq and is a predicted model, not a curated record. Lineage: Eukaryota; Metazoa; Arthropoda; Insecta; Hymenoptera; Apidae.